AUGGAACGACGGACACGGACUCUACGCAUGAGAACUGAUGCUAUCAGCAAAACAGGGCAUGCUGUCGAAAAGGCUGGAAGUGCAAUAGAUGUAGUGCUUGUGGAGCAAGAACGGGCGAAAGGGUUACAACGAGAAAUCGAUGAGCGGAGAGGUUUAUUGAAGGAGAAUGAACGGGAGAUUACAACGAUCAGAAAUUCCCAGGGUCAUCUCACGCGAGUAGUAAACUCCGUCCAGCAAAAGCUUGCUAGAGUUGGGGACCAAAACACGGAUGUCAAUCGUCAGACGGGAGAGGAAGACCGAGCAUUGGUUGAAAAGGAGGCGCAAUUUGACCAAGAACAAGCCUUGUUGAGCAAAGAAGUGGACGAAAAAAAUGUCGCUGAGAAGGCAAUUAAAGAGAGGAUAGUACGGGAAGUAACGAACUUUUCCGAAGAGGUAACUGAGUUUGCUCGCAAGCAAGCUGAAAUGGUUGAAAAGAUGGGUGCUUACCACGCUGAUCUGAAGAAAGCUCGCGAUAUAAUCUCUGAAGACAACAGUAAGUCGUUCGGAGUAUUUAAGGAGACGCGGUGA
Messenger RNA from Chondrus crispus (carragheen), 567 nucleotides. RefSeq lists its product as hypothetical. The record is from RefSeq and is a predicted model, not a curated record. The coding region runs from base 1 to 567 and encodes 188 amino acids. Lineage: Eukaryota; Rhodophyta; Florideophyceae; Gigartinales; Gigartinaceae. The transcript has a single exon.